AUGGCGGAUUUAAAUUCUGGUUUCGUACUCGACACACCCACACUCCUCUCCAUUGGAUUCGCACUCUCCUUUAUGCCAAUUGCAUAUGGCCUGGGAACAUCUUUAAUUCCAUCAAAUCAACUCCGAAACCGUGCCCUGUUCAUGUGGCACGCUUACGACGCGCUCACCCAUCUCUUCAUCGAAGGCUCAUUUCUUUACGAGUGCUUUUUCAGCUACGUCGACAUCAUCAACCCUGCUGAUACUCUUCUGAGUAAAGACCAUUCUUCUUACUUUCUCGGUCGAAAAGAUCGCGUCUACGGCGCAAAGUUCGGAACCGGACCCAGCGCGCGUUUGUGGCAGGAAUAMGCCAAAGCCGAUCAUCGCUGGGCUGUUGCCGAUACCACUGUCAUCUCACUCGAACUUUUAACUGUUUUCCUGGCCGGUCCCGCGGCGAUUUACAUCUGCUACCUGCUUCACAAAAUCGCCAGCAACAAAAACUCUUCCAAAGCCGAAGCCCAGCAACUCGGCGCAACCAAGGGAAAGCUCUGGCUCGUUGCUUCUGCUGUCGCAACGGGUGAACUUUACGGCGGUUUUAUGACUUUUGCGCCUGAAUGGCUCAGCGCGAAUUCGCAAUUGGAUGGGAGCAACCCGGUGUUUUUGUGGUUGUACCUUGUCUUUUUCAAUAUGCUUUGGGUGUUUAUUCCGUUUUGGGUCUUGGUCGAGGCGUACAAGGAGUUGAAGGGUGCAUUUGUUGAUGCGGAAGUAUUGUCUCUGUCGGUGGAAAAGAAGAGAGCAUAG
This is a messenger RNA of Talaromyces amestolkiae, 777 nucleotides long. RefSeq lists its product as uncharacterized. The transcript has a single exon. NCBI's taxonomy places the organism in Eukaryota, Fungi, Ascomycota, Eurotiomycetes, Eurotiales, Trichocomaceae. Gene Ontology annotation, cellular component: endoplasmic reticulum; membrane. Gene Ontology annotation, molecular function: cholestenol delta-isomerase activity. The record is from RefSeq and is a predicted model, not a curated record. Gene Ontology annotation, biological process: sterol metabolic process. Bases 1 to 777 code for a protein of 258 amino acids.